UCAAGGCUACAUCACCUAAUCUUAGGCGCCAGCUCUCUCUCUCUUUCUCUCUCUCUCUCUCGGGGUAAACCCUUGGAAACAAACAGGAGCUAUUUGGUUUCUCAUCGUCUGCGGUCUCCUGUCCGCCUCAUACGGCAAAUCAGCCAGUAUUAUCUGUAGAGAGCUCUAUUCGUAAAACCUUUGUAACACAUGGCUGCACCAGUGGAAGAUUUUAGUGAACCUGAUAUGUCUGUUAUGCCUGGAAAUUCACAUCCUCAACCCAAACGAGGGCGUGAUGAUAAUUCUGGAAUUACUGGCAGUGAAAAGAGGUGGCCUGGAUGGCCAGGGGAGAGUGUGUUCCGGUUACUGGUUCCAGCGCAAAGAGUUGGUGGUAUUAUUGGUCGUAAAGGAGAGUUUAUUAAAAGAAUGUGUGAGGAGACGAGGGCUCGCAUUAAGAUUCUGGAUGGUCCUCCAGGCACUUCAGAAAGGACUGUAAUGAUUUCAGCAAAAGAAGAGCUUGAUGCUUCUCUUCCUCCUGCAAUGGAUGGCCUACUGAGGGUUCAUAAACGUAUUGUUGAUGGUUUAGAUGGUGAUGUUGCUCAUGCUCCACCAAGUGGUGGUGGUACUGUAUCAACAAGGCUGCUAGUUCCCGCUGCACAAGCUGGAAAUCUAAUUGGAAGGCAGGGAGCAACCAUAAAGUCUAUUCAAGAAGCAUCUAAUUGUAUUGUUCGAGUUGUUGGGCCAGAAGAUCUACCAGUUUUUACCCUGCAAGAUGAUAGAAUUGUUGAGAUACAAGGGGAGCCUUCUGGUGUGCACAAAGCAGUUGAGCUCAUUUCAUCUCAUCUGAGGAAGUUUUUAGUUGACCGCAGUGUAAUUGGAUUAUUCGAAAUGCAAAUGCAAAUGCCAAACUCCCAGAUGGAGCAUAACAUGCCACCACACCAGUCCUGGUUACCACCUCCUCAAAACCUACCUCCAAAUUUAGGUGGUGGUCCUGGUUAUGGGGCUAAUCCUCAAUAUAUGCCACCCCAACGACAUGAUAAUUAUUAUCCACCAGCUGACAUGCCUCCAAUGGAAAAACAACCUCACCAGGGUUUGUCUGCUUAUGGAAGAGGGGAAACACCUAUGGGGUCUCAGCAGCCACCUUCGAUCAUUACACAGGUCACACAACACAUGCAAAUUCCUCUGUCCUAUGCUGAUGCUGUAAUUGGGACAGCAGGAGCAAGUAUAAGUUACAUUCGACGUGCUAGUGGAGCAACAAUCACAAUACAGGAGACGAGAGGUGUGCCUGGUGAAAUGACUGUUGAGAUCAAUGGAUCAGCCUCGCAAGUCCAAACUGCUCAGCAGUUGAUACAGAAUUUCAUGGCUGAAGCUGCAGCCUCAACACAGAACCCAGUUGGUGGUUCUACAGACCAAGGCUAUAAUUCUUUUCCAGCACAUGGGUCUACGUAUACAUCUCCACCAUCCAAUACAGGGCAUGCAGGCAACACUGCUGGAGGCUAUGGUUCAGUCUAUGGAGCCAACUAUGGAUAUUAAGCAGGGGAAGACCCAAACAGUUGGUAUCACUAUGACGGUAAGUUUAGUGUGGACUCUCACUAGUGAGAACAGGUCUAUGUAAGGGACAGUUAUAGUUUUGUACUGAGAUGCCGCUAUUAGCUGUCUGCUAGGUUUCUUUUGUACACUAGGCAGAUCUUGGGGUUGGGCCUGAGCACUUAGCCUGUUGUUUUUCAUCUCAUUCUCACUUGUAGGUGCUCUGCCCCAUCUCUCAAGUGAUUCAGAAACUGAUUUUUAUGUACUUGUACCCUUUCAAUCAUGCCAUCUCUUCGUUGUUCCGUUGACUUAGCAAGCUUUUGGAAGGUGUUUUGGAACCUUGGAUAUUUAUUGGCAAAGUGAGGUGA
Messenger RNA from Telopea speciosissima, 1874 nucleotides. RefSeq names its product flowering locus K homology domain-like. Gene Ontology annotation, molecular function: mRNA binding. Gene Ontology annotation, cellular component: nucleus; cytoplasm. The record is from RefSeq and is a predicted model, not a curated record. Gene Ontology annotation, biological process: regulation of gene expression. The transcript is spliced from 7 exons. Bases 190 to 1512 code for a protein of 440 amino acids. NCBI's taxonomy places the organism in Eukaryota, Viridiplantae, Streptophyta, Magnoliopsida, Proteales, Proteaceae.